Pseudomyrmex gracilis is the source of this 2234-nucleotide messenger RNA. RefSeq lists its product as uncharacterized. Lineage: Eukaryota; Metazoa; Arthropoda; Insecta; Hymenoptera; Formicidae. Gene Ontology annotation, biological process: cilium assembly. The coding region runs from base 74 to 1480 and encodes 468 amino acids. Gene Ontology annotation, cellular component: ciliary transition zone. The transcript has 4 exons. The record is from RefSeq and is a predicted model, not a curated record.
GUACAUACGUUUAAAUUGAUUAUUUUGAGAUGACCGCAAAUUGAUAAACUGAAUCGAAGUGUUAGAGCUUACGAUGCUACGCGAAAAUAGAUCUUCCCGUGAAUCAAGACUUAAAACGAUCGACAAAUCGUUCGAGCAGUCCGACGAAACCGAGGCUCGCGUUGCGACGAUCGAACAAAAUUCCGAAAAACGCGGUAGCGCGCAGAAACGAUGGACCAGCUCGGACGAUUCCAGCCGAGAUAUCAAAACCAACAGCGAAGAUACAGAGACCGAAUCUCCGGACGUUAAGAGUAGCGACAGAACUGAGGAACAUGCUCAAGAAAGAGCACGUAGUUCUGACGUUCGUGAAAACAAGAAAAGAAUCGCGUCACAAUUGCGCAAGAAAAGAAGAAAGAAACUAAGUAAACUGAAAACUGAAAGCCGAAGAUCCGGAGGAUCGUAUCAUCCUCGCACGACGGAUGACGACAGAGCCGAUAGCAGAUCGUCCGCGAAACGACACAGUGAAAAUAGUUUGAAAUUAAAGAAAUCGCAAAAAAGAAAAAAGAAUCUUUCCCGAGCGGACGACGACGAGAUGCCUAUUACGGAGAUUUUGAAAAAAACUCAAGAAAAUGCACUCACGAGAUACGAAAAGCCGGUCCCGCUUCCGGAAUUGACUUCUGACAGGAUUUAUAUUCAAGGCAGGAGUGGUUUUAGCGCCGUGAAAAUUGGCGGAUCGAGACGUGCUUUGAGAAGCGAUACGGCGGCGCACGUAACAGAAGGCGGAAUAACGGAUAAGAAAGGCUGCUGCGAGGAUCUCGCGGCGACUCAACCGCGUGUGCUCAUAAAAGUGGCCAUUACGAUGCAAAAUUUUUGGAAGUGCACGGGACUCGUUUAUCAGGGUCUUUUGGGCGGAAUGGCGCUUUUGCAUCUCGUUAUGAUUCACGUAUUCUUCAACACCUCGAUGAAGUUCGUGCUAGAUUAUUCGGUUUUCUCCGAAGUGUACACAAAUACGUUUUCCUUUCUAAUCGCUCUCUGCGUCAUCUCCGUGUUCGACAAGUACGUUCUCAACCUUGAAAAAAAAAUCACAGAACAAGAUCUGAUACGUGUGUGUUAUUAUUCAAAAAAUAUUUACGGUUUUAGAUUCGAUCUGGCGCGACUCGACGCGGAACAUUUGCGUGAGAUUUACACGGACUAUGCGAAAACCGCGAUCACCAUUCCGCUCUAUUUGAUAACGUUCGGUCUUCAUCAGGCAACGGCGAAGACUGACGAUCGAUUGCUUCUCUCGCUCUACCACUGCGGCAACGAUACAAUGCGGUCGAACACCACAACGGAGAACGCUGUGUUGGAAAAUUUACAGACCUGGCAAAGGAUAACGAUGUCAAAAGACAUACUCGCGGUUUUUGCUUGGUUGUUCGUCACUCUCGGAACGGGGGACAACAUGCUGCUGACGCAUCUCGAAUCGAUGGACAAUUACGCGAACAACGUUGAGUCUCCCAGAUGACAGGAGUCUUUUGCGCGAUCGCGCGAUACGAACUUCAUCCGCGCGAGACCGAACUUCGUAACGUAACAGAAUGAACAAGAACAGUUUAGGAAGUACUUACUUUUUUUUAAACGCGACGCUGACUCGAUCCCAGAUGUGUGGAAGAGAACGAGUAACCUACCCAUCACGCCUCGAAGAAGAAGUACGAUUUAAACAUUUAUUUGUAACAGAAUAGCGUUUGAUAUGUACAUUAUGUAUAAAGUUCAUCACUACUCGCUAGUCGAUAAUAUACGUGUAUACAUAUAAAUAACACACAGCAAAGAGGACAAUAAUAUUCAGAUUAAAAUAACACGUGAUAUAACGAUUACAGUAGUAAAAUAUGUUUUGGGCUUUCUCUCUCACUCACUCACUCACUCAGUCUCUCUCGCUCUCUCUCUCUUUCUUUUUCUCUCUUUCGCAAGUAGUUUAGUUUAUGUAAUCCCCAAUUUUUCAAGGAUUUAAUUGCCAAGCUCAAUCGGCUAAAAUAAAUUGCUUAUCAAAAUUUGUAAACGGGAUAUCGUCGAGAAUAUCGUCACGCGAUUCACAGAGCGGCAGAAAUCUUUUUUGCGAGUCGCGAUAUUAUCGAACGCUUUACGGGGAAAGAAAGCGCAGUUUUGUUAUAAAUUAUGUGCAAAGACUUGUACUGAUUUGCGAAGCAAAACGGAUAUAUAUAUAUUUAUAUAUAUAUAUGUAUAUAUAUAUAUACACACACGUUUGUGAAAAAUUGUGUGAAAUU